GGGAGCCAGUCGUUCUGCGGCGGUUGGAAAUUGCGGUCGGCUUUAGCUGCGGUUGUCCUUGGAGCGACUGCUGAUGGCGGCCAUGCUCGGCACCCUCCCUCUACUCUUCAUGGUGGUGCUGGUGCUACUGGCCUGGAUGUGGCGUCGACCCAGCCGCUUCCCGCCAGGACCCACGUGUUGGCCGCUCAUGGGGUCCUUCUUCGCCGUGCCGAAGAAGGACCUGCACCUCACGCUGAUGCGCUGGAAGGACGAGUACGGGCCGCUGGUGGGCGCCAUGUUCGGCCCGCGGCGCGUCGUGCUGGUGGCAGGACCCAGGGAGGUCCUGGAGGUCCUGCGGCGGGACGAGUUCGCCGGCCGCCCCAGGAUGUUCUUCUUCAAGGAGCGCUCCUUCCGCAAGCUGCUGGGCGUCGUGUUCAGCGAUGGGCCAUUCUGGACGGAACAGCGUCGCUUCGCUCUCCGACAUCUGCGUGACUUCGGUUUCGGCAAAACAAGCAUGGACAACAUCAUGCACGAAGAAGUGGAUGAGCUAUCAAAAGUUCUCCUAACUUCUGAAAUACAUCCGGUCUCCAGGAUGUUCAACCAGGCCAUCGUGAACCUGCUGUGGACCAUCGUGGCCGGCAGGCGGUUCUCGUACGAGGACUCGCAGUUCCAGGAGAUCCUCGGCUACGUGUACAAGUCGUUCCGCUCCGACGUGCCGGGCGGCGUGCUCGUCAACGUGUUCCCCUUCCUGCGCUUCGUCAUCCCCCGGUGGUCGGGCUACGAGGAGGGCAUGGAGUACGUGCACGGGCUGCAGGGCAUGCUGCGCGAAUCAAUCAGAGAGCAUGAGAAGUCGUUUACCGAGGGAUACCACAGGGAUUUCAUAGAUGUUUACUUGGAAGAAAUCAGAAACAAGAAGAAUCUCCCAGAAACCACAUUCACAGAGGAGGGCCUCAUCGUGCUGUGCAUGGACCUGUUCAUCGCCGGCUCCGACACGGUCAGCAACACGCUGGAGUUCUGCCUGCUGUACAUGGUGCUGUACCCGGGGGUGCAACUGGCCGUGCAGCGCGAGAUGGAGGACGUUCUGGGGCGCAGCAUCAUGCCCUCCGCCGGCGACCGGACCAGGCUGCCCUACACGGAAGCUGUGCUGACGGAGGUGAUGCGCAUCAACACCAUUGUGCCGGUGCCGCCCCCACACAGGUGCAUGAAGAAGACAGAGCUUCAGGGCUACACCAUUCCCGAGGACACCAUGGUGUUCGUGAACCUGUGGGCGCUGCUGCACGACCGGGAGCACUGGGGCGACCCGCACGUCUUCCGCCCCGAGCGCUUCCUCGACGCCGAGGGCAGGUUCGCGCGCGACGACUGGUGCUGCGUGUUCAGCCUGGGCAAGCGCACCUGCCUGGGCGAGUCGCUGGCGCGCAACGCGCUCUUCGUGGUCUUCACGUCGCUGUUGCAGCGCUUCGAGUUCUCGCUGCCCGCGGGCGACCCCGCGCCGUCCACCAAGGGCCGGCUGGGCCUCACCAGCACGCCGGAGCCCUUCCGCGUCAAGGUCACGCCCCGAGGGCCUUCGUGAGCCGCAUCUCCACGA
Bacillus rossius redtenbacheri is the source of this 1564-nucleotide messenger RNA. Its product is annotated as methyl farnesoate epoxidase-like. Gene Ontology annotation, biological process: xenobiotic metabolic process. Gene Ontology annotation, molecular function: iron ion binding; oxidoreductase activity, acting on paired donors, with incorporation or reduction of molecular oxygen, reduced flavin or flavoprotein as one donor, and incorporation of one atom of oxygen; heme binding. The record is from RefSeq and is a predicted model, not a curated record. The transcript is spliced from 9 exons. Lineage: Eukaryota; Metazoa; Arthropoda; Insecta; Phasmatodea; Bacillidae. The coding region runs from base 74 to 1549 and encodes 491 amino acids. Gene Ontology annotation, cellular component: cytoplasm; intracellular membrane-bounded organelle.